Messenger RNA from Rhopilema esculentum, 572 nucleotides. RefSeq names its product small ribosomal subunit protein uS8. NCBI's taxonomy places the organism in Eukaryota, Metazoa, Cnidaria, Scyphozoa, Rhizostomeae, Rhizostomatidae. Gene Ontology annotation, molecular function: structural constituent of ribosome. Gene Ontology annotation, biological process: translation. The record is from RefSeq and is a predicted model, not a curated record. Gene Ontology annotation, cellular component: ribosome.
GCAUUGUAGAAAACCAACUGAGCCCAGCAAAGAAUGCUCAAACCGUGAUCGGAUAAGAGGCUACACUCGGACCUACACCUCCAAGGCAUCAACUCAGCGCGGACAACCUUGCCGUUCUCUUUCUUUAGUCCCAUAUAAGUUCGGCACCAUGGUGCGCGUUAACGUACUCAAUGAUUGCCUGAAAUCAAUUUGCAAUGCUGAGAAACGUGGGAAACGACAGGUCUUGAUUAGGCCCUCCUCAAAGGUCAUCAUCAAGUUCCUCACUGUAAUGAUGAAACAUGGAUACAUUGGUGAAUUUGAGGUUAUCGAUGAUCAUCGUGGUGGAAAAAUUGUUGUAAAUCUGAAUGGAAGAAUCAACAAAUGUGGUGUAAUCAGUCCAAGAUUUGAUGUCAAAUUAAAAGACAUUGAAAAGUGGGCAAGUUACCUUAUGCCUUCUCGACAGUUUGGAUUUAUGGUAUUAACAACAUCGAGUGGCAUUAUGGACCAUGAAGAAGCAAGAAGAAAACAAACUGGAGGAAAAAUCCUAGGUUACUUCUACUAAAAGAAUGUAUAUAAAAUGGUGAAAGUUGAAA